This is a messenger RNA of Meira miltonrushii, 1485 nucleotides long. RefSeq lists its product as uncharacterized. NCBI's taxonomy places the organism in Eukaryota, Fungi, Basidiomycota, Exobasidiomycetes, Exobasidiales, Brachybasidiaceae. The record is from RefSeq and is a predicted model, not a curated record. The transcript has a single exon. The coding region runs from base 395 to 1054 and encodes 219 amino acids.
UGCAUCUUUAAUGCAUGCAUUCUUUGUCCGCAUGAACAGCAUACUCAGCCCGCCUUUCAAAGAGGAGGAGGAGAUUGAAUCUUUUUGGUGAUGAAGCCCUCUCUCUCUUUCCUCCUCUUUUGGGGUGAGAUGCGAUCCAUUUCUAGAUGCGAUUCAAUUUUGAAGUGGGCCCUGUCAAAAGAUAGAACCAAACAAUACACAUACACACACCAACUCCACCGCAACUGCAGCCAAGCCGUAUAGCCAAGCCAACGAUUUCUAACUGCGAUCUUUCAUUCAAACCAUCAUUGUCAUCGUUCAAAUGCUGAUGAAUGCUUAUAAUAUUGCAAUUCAAUCACAGUAGUAUAAAGAGCCAACCUUCUUUACUCAACAAACCAACUCUCCACUAUCAACCAUGGCGCCUCCUAGUGAAUUGAUAGCGAGAGGCAUCGCUGGCCCUUCAGUCGUUCGAUCCGAUAUUCAAUACUCACAUAAUUUAUUUCAAAAACGUCAAACGGAUAAAUGGUCCAUAGAAGAUCAAAUUUCUUUAUCAAAAGUGGCAAACGAGUCAGGUCAAUUUAAUGGAACAUGUACCCUUGCACAAGAAUCCGGUUUACCUCCGGUGACCGAUGCAGGAGAAUGUGCAUCAUAUUACGCCGAUGUGACUGUUUAUUGUUGCGGUGCAGUAGGUGGAAUGAUUUUAGAUCUUUCACAGCCAUCCCAAUCAGAUCCAUCUGGAGGGGGUCAAAAUACUACCAGCUCAAAUUCAACUUCUACCGCUAAUAGCACAUCAAACGGUGAUGCUUCUCAAUUGAGCGAACCGGCUUGUCGAACGAACAAUUUUAACAAUAUGCUCUUGUGUUAUAAAUACACAGCCGAAGAACAUUGUCGAUCGGCUGUGACGGGACCUUGGGGUGUUUGCAAUACGAGCGGAGCGACAAUUAGCGCCGAACAACAAGGCACGCAGACACAAGCAAAUGGCGCACUUUCUGCUGCCAAUCGAGCAAGUAAGAUGAUCGUUGCAGGAAUCGUGCUCUCCUCUGCCCUCUUGCUCGUUGCUGGAGAGACGCUAUAGCAAAGUCAUGUAGCGAAUCGCACCCAACAUGCACUUUUUUCGACCUUUCACAAAGUGGUUAGCAUAGGAUGGAUCUCUCAUUACCUGUCCUGCUUGCUGAAGCACAUGGGGUGAGCAUCCGAGGGAUCUCUCAAGCUCGACCAUUUGAGAAUGAGCAGAUUGUGUUCGAUCCAUCGAGCUCAACAAUUUGCUUGCCUCUCUGUCUUUUCGGAUUACCAAAAACCACGCCUUACUUUAAGGAUGACAGUCGGGAUGGAGCUUUUAUUGCAUCAAUUCAGCAACAUUUGCCAAUGAGCAUCGAUUCCCGCCAGACAUUCCACCAUCGCUCUAAUUUCAUCCAAAGAUCCAUUUAUACCCUGUAACGUAUCCCUUAACGAUUCACUGUACACAUAUUCAACAAUGCAUUUUUGCUGCCAUUUCAUCAUUAUCGA